AAAUGGGAGACUUAUUUCACAAUCCUCUGUUAUCAGUACGAUUCAAAUAAAAGUUCGGAAGUGGUGACGAUAUCCUGGACUUGCUGAAAGAAGAGUAACACAUCCUCUCCCGAGUUACACGCUUGUCAUUCUCUGUAGUCUGUUAGUUGUGGUGUUUAACAUGUAUUUGGUUGUGAAAGUGAGACUAUAUUUAGGCUACAGAUGAUAUAUGUGGAUACCAGGUGCUAAAAAACAUUCACAACAAUUCUUCCCGACGACUUCUAUGAAGCGACCAGAAAAUUAAAAAUCCUCCAGAAAAGGAAAAGACACGCUUCACACUUCUCGAGAGCCAAGGGUGUAAGCAGAGUGCGCAUUUUCUUGCCCUUUUACGUGCCUGAUCACCUACUUGCGGCGCCUGUGUGUCCUGCCCGACAAAUGCAGGCUGUCAUGAGAAUCUGAGUCAAAAACAUCGCAUUCAUGAACACUUGCAAACCCGAGUGAACAACUGCGCAGGGAACGUACUCUUCCCGCUGGUCAUGCUGCUUUGAACCGCUGACUGCGACGCUUCUUUUCACCACUGGAAACGACCAUGGGCGGAGGGAUGGGUGUGGGCGUGAAGGGCGGCUGGCGAGUCAACGUGUUCCUCUUCCUCCUGACGGCGUCACAGGCUGUCCUGCUGCCAUGGGCGCCUCUUAUCCUGCAUGCUACCGGGAUGAAGGCCAGGAUGGUGGGCGCGAUGGUCGCCGUCAUCACCCUGGCCGCGAGUGUGGGCGUGGGUGUCAGUCUGUCGGCGAUGAGGCGGACUCAUAGCGGAGCCUUGCGACGCCUCGUGCUGGUGAUGCUGUUGGCGGGCUCCACCAUCCUCCAGAUGUCCUCCGUCGCCCUUCUGUCCUUCGGCUCUAGAGCCAACUACCCCUCGUGCGGUGGGGCUCCCGGAGAGCUUUCACAGUUCUUUAAUAAUAUUUCGUCUUCAUCACUACCGGUACAAAACGUGCCGGGACCUGUAUCUCUCAGCACUGAUGACUCUUUAGACGUCACCACAAUGGCAGCCGUGACACCUACUGCUCCGGCCUCAGAAACGACAACCCAAAGGCUUACAACGACCUCAUCUACCAGUACAGUUCACGAGACGACUCUUUCUCACACUCUCGCUUUGAUAGAGACCACAUCAGAAGCAAAACCGUCAGACAUAAGCUCGAUUCCUCCAUCCUACCAAAAUGGUAGUUCGUUCUCACCAUCAAGUCAUUCCAGCGGCAACAUGCAAGAAGCCAACGUUUCUUCCAUUAGUUCAGGCAGCGACGACACGCCUAGCCCUGGCACGCACGACGAUGCAGCAAGCACGACGGAAAAACAGGAGGAAGAGCCUAGCGAAGCUUCCCCCGAGAUAGAGCAGACCGUGGCCGUGUCACCAGAUGCAGAUGCCCCGCCUAACACGACUGAAGAGCUGGAUGAGGAUGUAGAAUAUGAAAACCCAUCAAAGGAAGAUUCUGAUAAGGUUUCUAACGAAGAGCAUGUUAUUAAAGAUGGGAAUAAACAACAUAAAGAUAAACAUAAAAUCAACGGCAAAAAGCAUCACGGACAUAGACUCCUACAACCGACAAAGCAAUUACAAGAAAACUACGAUAGAAUAUCUAAUAAUGCUUUUCCCAAUGAAUAUGAGGAUUACUACAUUGAUAACGAGGAUACUCUGGAAAAUCGAGAAAAACCUCGGCUCGGCCUCAUCGGAUCACAAGACCUUCAAUCACAACAUAUGAAUGUCGCUCAGUCGUUUGGGAAUCGAAACUCGUACAAAGCUCCCGGUAGUACUCCCCAGCGCCCCGAUGUCUAUGGCAACAAAAAGGAGGAUUCGAUGUGGUCGCGUUUUUCGCCAGCCGCGGACAAGACCAAAGGUUACGGAGGAGAUCCUAUUAACAUUCUGUCUCUCAAGCAGCCCGCCUUGUCUUACCCUCCGAGGAUUCCAGCCUACGGACAAUCCAACUCGGACAAUGGCGAACGUACUUUCAUGUCUUACAAUUCACGAUCCCAGAGUCUAAGCGCUCAUCCUCGGAAAUACGACAUUCAUCAUCCGCCAUACCCAGACACCGGAGCUCUCGGCUCUGAAGACUAUUCAGAAGGCUUUCAGUAUCCACUUGGCAGAAGCAAUUCCGACUGGAGAAGCCAGACGGGUCGCCAUAAGCGGGCCGUAAGCCGCAAGAAGAAUUCCAAAGCUGAAGUCCCUCCGGAAUCUAAGGACCAUGAUACUGCCUCAGACAUAGAUGAUCAUGCAGAUUCGUCUGAUCCGAUUAUGACCAUGAGCGACCAGAACCUCAUGGGCAUAAAAGUAGGCGUGACCUUCCUCUUAGUCUUCGGUGCUCUGCUCGGGUCGGGCGUGGAGGCAGCCGUAGCACAACUUUGGCACUGCUACGCCCACGGCUACGACGAAGGCGGAGUGAGCCAGGACAUCUUGCAGCGCACCGUCACGCACACUUUUCACCUGAGCGUCUAUGCCAAUCACAACCUCUGGGCUAAACUCACCUCCGGGGCGUGGGUUCUGGGCGCUGGAGUCAUAUCCAUCGCGACGUGUGCUGUGGGCGUGAGCAUAGGCGCCUUCGGAGGGUUGGCGGGAAUGCACUUGGCGCUGGGGGCGUGUGCAGUGUUAAUGGUGCUGGUGAUUCCUGUUCCGUACGGAUCAGUGGACCCCCCCAAAACCCGGCGCCCCCUCUCCCUCUACCUGGACGACGAGGUACUUCGCGAGGGACUGCGCCGCAUGUCCUUCCACACGUGGGUCUUUGUCACCGGCAGCUUGGCGGCGCUGACGCUCACAUUCGGCAUCUGGCUCAUCCAAGAAAUUUCGGGCUCACAGGGCUCCAGGCUGGCAGCGCAGACGGGAGCGGUGGCGGCGAUGCUGGUGGCUGAAGGCCUGGCCCUCCACGCCCAGCGGUGGGUCAUGGCUCACAUCGGCCUCCAGGGCACCAUGAGCAUGUGCGGGUUGGCCAUCUUGCUGAAUUUCGCCAUUAUGUGGGGGUCCUCGGGCGUGGGCGGUGUGGUAGCGGCGCACAUGGGCUUGGGGAGCGGCAUGGCCCUCAUGUGGGUGGCCAUCAAACACAACGCGCUGCUCCUCGCCACCGUCGGUGAUCAAGAGCGCGAAGCAUGGGCGUCGUGGUGGUGCUGGCGCGUGGGCGUGGGUAUCGGGUCCGCUGUCUGGGGGUUGUGUGUUGAAGGUGCAGGAGGCUCAGUGCGCCCCCUCCUGAUGGUCGCCACGCUCUUGGCAAGCAUCGUGGCCAUCGUCGUGGGCACCGUCGCCCUCUUCACCAGACGGCACUGGCGGGCGAGGCGGCGCGUGUACCACACUCUCGACCUGGACAUGGUGGACGAUGACGAAGACGAGGCCGCGGAGGACGACUGGCUGGUCAGGAGUGCUCGGAAAGAAGGUAUCGCUCUCUGAAGGUCUCCGCGAACUGUGACUGGAGUGAUGAGUGAUUCUCAGAGCAUAAUCUGAUUGAUUGAUAACUUAAUUAAGAAAUAGGAUCCCCUGCGUGAUUCUGAGGGCAGAUGACAAAGCGUUUACCACUCUUCCUUUAUAGAUUGGCACUGAACGCGUUAGGAGAAGAAACGUUUGGUGGAGAAAGGUGCAGUUUCUAAAGCGCAACUGAAAAGAGAACGUGAAUCCUUAGUAAUAUGUUCCGGACCUACUGCCCUUCAACUUAUUCAAGGGUAUCCAGAAUUUUGUGGACUCUUCGAACCACGCCGCCACAAAAGGUUCUGCGCGCGCGCGGUCUACAGUGAAUAAUUAGUGAGGAGACUGAGAGGAAGAUGGAGAUAAGCUAAACAAUGUGGAUGAAUAAACAAGAAUAAUUUCCUUACAUAACGAUCUUCCGUUGACGAAUUUACUACCCGUUACAGAAAUCAACUACCCGCUACGGUUAUCAUUUGGCAAGCUAAAGUUCGCAGUUUGGAACUAUGUUGUUCACAUAUCAGUCCAAUAUUAUCAUCGAUCAUUGUACUAUAUUGUUAUUUAUGUAUAUAAGGAUUAUAUUACAUUUUCAUCGCACUCUUAUAUUUUCGAAUCAGAUGUAGUGACCAUAAGAGUCAUAAUGACAAAAAAAGACGUCAGAACAUGAUAGAAUAAAUUGAAAAAAAUAACGCUGCAAUUGUUAAAGAGUAAAUAAACAGACUGAAUGUAUAUAAAUGACUUGUAAAUUGUAAAUGACGAUAGGAACAACCAUAUUCUUGCGCAGGAAAAAAGGAGUUUGCGCGCACAUUAAUUUCAUCAAUUUAUGUAAAUGUCUAACUUUUGAUAUUUGAAAAGAAAUUAAGUAAUUUCCAACGACCGCGAUAUAUUCUUUCUUAACAUGCCAUGACUUUGUGUUACAUGACGGUAUAUAUGAUUUUUUUUAGGAAGUUGUACUUACUAUGUAUGAGUUACUGAGUGAUAUAUGAGAGGAUAACCUUUUUACAACAUAAAAUAAAGAAAAUUCUAUAA
Molecule: messenger RNA, 4441 nt
Organism: Penaeus monodon (black tiger shrimp)
Lineage: Eukaryota; Metazoa; Arthropoda; Malacostraca; Decapoda; Penaeidae
Exons: 7
Coding region: 569-3403 (944 amino acids)
Cellular component (GO): membrane
Source: RefSeq, a predicted model, not a curated record